Silurus meridionalis is the source of this 4988-nucleotide messenger RNA. RefSeq names its product protein phosphatase, Mg2+/Mn2+ dependent, 1Aa (gene ppm1aa). The record is from RefSeq and is a predicted model, not a curated record. Lineage: Eukaryota; Metazoa; Chordata; Actinopteri; Siluriformes; Siluridae. Gene Ontology annotation, cellular component: nucleus; cytosol. Gene Ontology annotation, molecular function: manganese ion binding; protein serine/threonine phosphatase activity; magnesium ion binding. The coding region runs from base 396 to 1544 and encodes 382 amino acids. Gene Ontology annotation, biological process: positive regulation of canonical NF-kappaB signal transduction; negative regulation of canonical NF-kappaB signal transduction; positive regulation of canonical Wnt signaling pathway. The transcript has 8 exons.
GCGCAGGAGGCCACAUCCGGGUCCGACGGCGUGAUGACGUCAGUGGGAGAGGGUAGCAGCUCUGUUUGUUGUACAUCCGGGUCCUGACGCUGGCCGUUGGUGGGGUUGUUUACGCGCUGGAGGCCGGGGGGAGCGCAGCACCACGUUUUAUACAGAAAUCUCGUUUAGCGGCGGGUUAGAUUCGCAUUCCGGUGAGUAAGUAAAGCUGGAGGAUGCACAGCAGGCUGAUAAACGGCGGGGAGAGCCGCGCUGUCACUGACUGAACACUUUACCUCAGCGCUCCUGUCCGCCUCCGAGCUCAGCUCUUCACCUCACCGCUGUCUCCACACUUCCCUCAUUUAGUACUGACGACUUUCACACCUUCCUAGAUUUACGGUGUGUGUGAGCCGUGAGUGAUGGGUGCGUUCCUGGACAAGCCGAAGAUGGAGAAGCAGAACAUUCACGGCGAGGGCAACGGGCUGCGCUACGGUGUGAGCAGCAUGCAGGGUUGGCGUGUGGAGAUGGAGGACGCUCACACGGCCGUCAUCGGCCUCCCGCACGGUCUCCAGCCCUGGUCCUUCUUCGCCGUGUACGACGGACACGCCGGUUCUCAGGUCGCCCGAUACUGCUGUGAACACCUGCUAGAGCACAUCACCAGCAACCGUGACUUCCAGGGGGGCAGUGGAGGGGAGGAGGAGCCUAAUGUGGAGCGCGUCAAAUCAGGGAUCAGGACCGGCUUCCUGCAGAUUGAUGAGCACAUGCGGGAGAUGUCGGAGCGAAACCGGAGCGGCUCGACAGCGGUGGGUGCCAUGAUCUCGCCACGUCGCAUCUUCCUAAUUAACUGCGGCGACUCUCGGGGGCUGCUGAGCCGCGCUGGCGCCGUGCACUUCUCCACACAGGACCACAAACCCAGCAACCCGCUGGAAAAACAGCGCAUCCAGAACGCAGGGGGAUCCGUCAUGAUCCAGCGCGUCAACGGCUCUCUCGCCGUGUCUCGAGCUCUCGGCGAUUUCGACUACAAGUGCGUGAGUGGUAAAGGACCCACGGAGCAGCUUGUUUCUCCCGAGCCUGAGGUUUAUGCCAUUGAGCGCUGUGAAGCUGAGGACGAAUUCAUCGUUCUGGCCUGCGACGGCAUCUGGGACGUGAUGGCCAAUGAGGAGCUGUGUGACUUCGUACGCUCGAGACUGCAGGUCACAGAUGACCUGGAGAGAGUGUGUAACGAGAUCGUCGAUACCUGUCUGUACAAGGGAAGCAGAGACAACAUGAGUGUGGUGUUGGUGUGCUUUAGCGGGGCGCCGAAGGUUUCUCCCGAGGCCGUGAAGAGAGAAGCAGAACUCGACAAAUACCUGGAGAACCGAGUAGAGGAGAUCCUGAAGAAGCAGAAUGACGACGGAGUGCCAGAUCUUCUGCAGGUGAUGCGAGCGCUGGCGUCAGAGAGCAUCCCAAACUUACCGCCUGGCGGAGAGCUGGCCAGCAAGCGGAGCGUUAUUGAAGCAGUAUAUAACAAACUCAACCCCUACAGGAAUGAGGACACAGACUCUGCGUCCGCUGAUGACGUGUGGUAGCGUUUAACAACAUACACAUCUUCCCCACGACUGCUCCAGCUCCACACACACACACACACAUGCACACACACACACACACACACACACACACACACAGCAGAAACAACGGGACGCCACCCGAAGAGGAGGGACGAGGGAAUCAUCCCUUUACGCUCAUCUACACUCACAACGGGACGUUUUAUUCCUUUAUUUUUUUUCAUAUCUGUCUUUUUUUUUUUGGGCUGUAAUUAAUUUUGAUUCACAUCAUCGUGUGUAUUUGUAUAUUUGUUUUUGAAGUGCAAUUGUGUAAAAAAAAAAAAGUCUGUAUCAAAUGCAGCUUGUUAUUAAAUGUUAAAAAAAAACAAAAACUAAAUCUUAUAAAAUAUUAAAAAUGAAAGAAAAAAAAAAGAGAAAACCUUUAUGCACUAUCGGCCUUGCCAUAGGAAUCGUUAACUCUCAGUAAGAUCCCUGCAGCUCAGACGCUUUUUGUUUUGAUACGUUUCCGUUAGAUGUGUGCCAAGGCUGCGGUUUUAUAUCGCAACAAAUUGGGGGAAUUACAGGAUAAAAAUAAAAACCAACAACCUGAUCAGGAAGCUGAGGUUCCGAGCCCUCUGAUUGGUCGUUGUGUUAGUGGGAUUUCCAAUCAGGGGUUGCCUGCUAGCUGCCAUGGCAGCGUAACACCACACCACAGUGAGGUACAAGACGUACGCAGAAACCAGGCACUUCACUUUCGUGUUCCUUCAAAAUAAAUAAUCUGGCCGUGUGCCUGUUUCUGGGGCCGCUAACGUACUGUGUGCUGAAACUAAUCACCCGGAUAAUGCUUCACGCCCGACACCAUGUGCGCUGUGCGCCGUCGUUCUGCUUCAGGUGUGUGUGUGUUGCAGGAGCUCUAAUAGAGUUCAGACUCUGUAGAGUUCUUGACUGUUCCUCAAGUUCAUGUACAGGUAGCCCCCGAUUUAUGAUGGUUCCACUUAUGAUUUUUUGAUCUUACGAUGAAGAUUGUAAAAAAUAUACAAACGUUUGUGCGCCAUUUUAAUUUUUGAUGAUACGUCGAGACGCUGCCAGUAUGUACGCAACUCCCGUCUUGUGAGAUGCCUUUCUCUCGCCAGCCGGUCAACGGGGUUCAGUUGUCUCGUUGUUGGAGCAUUUGUGUUUUAGGUGUUUCAAAACCCAAGUUGAACUCUUGUCUCCCUCCCUUUUAUCCCUGAAGCAGUUUGAGUCCGACUGCAACCUUCGCUCGUGCACAUGGCCGCUGCCACAUAUAUACAGUAAUCCCCAGCUUUACCGCGGUUCGAAUCUCGCGCCUCCGGUUUAUGCAUUUGCCACAUAACUAAUUAGUUUGGCUGAUUUUCCCGGACUCUUGCAGACAUCACGAUAGACAAAAGGGGAUUGUUUUUUUAUGGAUUUUAAUGUUGAAAUAAUGACGUUUAUUUAUUAAUAAAAAAUAUAAUUAGUAAUUAUAAAAUGAAGUACAAUGUUAAUACAGUACAGUACUGUAUACAUAAAAUAGCGUUUUUGGAUUGGCGUCUGUUUAUUGUGGGCAGUUUUGGAACGUAACCAAAUCGAUAAAUGGGGAUUACUGUGUGUGUGUGUGUGUGUGUGUGUGUGUGUGUGUGUGUGUGUGUGUGUGUGUGUGUAUACAUACUGCAAAGUUCAUUUAUGGUAGUGUAAAUUGCUCUGUUUUGUUAAAUUGGCUCCUGUAAUUUGUUACAUUAUUAAUAAAUGACAGUAUACUACCCCACAGUGAUCACCAUUCUUUAAGACUCCUGGGUAGGCUGGACCAUGUCUCCACUUACCAUAUUAUCUCCAUCAUAACUUGGGGACUACCUGUAUAAAGUUAGAAAAACGUUCUAAAGCCAUGUUUUUCUUCUUUACGUCACAAUCGUAGUGUCUCUCACGCCAUGUUCCAGGUUGGACAUGACAGGUGAUAAAAUGACUCCGUAUCGACAACGGAAGUUUCAACUCGCUCGCUCUGAAAUGCUUUUUUUUCCCUCUUUUUUUAGGCGGUAAGACCUCAGUUCCUACUCGUCUCUACUUUGUGUUCUGAUCAGAUGAUCCUCAGGUGGCUUCGUUUUAUUUUUUUAUAUAGAUUUUCUGGAGCGGACUCGCCUCCUAUCCCAGUGCGUUCCUCUUCUCGUUCUCCAUAACAGCCACGUCGUGUGUUCUGAAUAUCGCAGUGUAGCGUCUAACCGCACUCGGCACACGCCUGACUCCAUUUUUUUCCUGCUCCUUUGAUGAAACGGGUAAACCAUAACGGGAUUACAGCACAGAGUUUCUUUCCUUUUGUAUUGUUUGCUUGUUAAGGUUUAUUUAAUGGCACAUAGGACACAUUGCUUUAGAGAGAGAAAGUGUGUGUGUGUGUGUGUGUGUGUGUGUGUGUGUGUGUGUGUGUGUGUGUGUGUGUGUGUGUGUUUUACAGUCCAGAUUUAAUGUUUUUCUUUUUAAAUGUUUGUUACUUUUUAGAUGGGAUAAAUAAUCAAAACUCUUCCUUACAACCAAGCUAAGCUCAAGAAAGUGUGAGCGAGUGUGUGAGCGACUGUGUGAGUGAGUGAGUGUAAGAGCGAGUGAGUGAAUCAGUGUGUGUGUGUGCACAAUGUUGAAAUUUCCUACAGAUCCACAAAACACUGUAUCAUUGUAUUUUUUUUUAAAGAUUUUUUUUUAUUAUUAUUAUAAUUGAUUGUGUAAUUUUCCUGGCUUUGUUCCAAUCUGGUGUUUUAUUCCUCCCAAGUGUGCCCUUGUUUUCUUCUCCUGAGGUGUGUAACACUCACAGCACAGUGGGUGUGAGUCCGAGCCCUUAUUACUGUGUAAUAAAGCUGUAAUUACAAGAUAAUAACCCAACGAGUCAAUGAGAUGGACUAAACACAAUAUACGUGGACAUGGGUGUAACUUAGCCACGCUCCCACAAUCAUAAUGACGAACUUCAGGCACACACACACACACACACACACACACACACACACACACACACACACGAGCACAAACGUGUAAGAAAUCGGUCAUAUUUUAUUAUUAUUUUGCAUUAAGGCUCCUUUAACCGAAUGGUGUUAAUUAAUUAACAUAAAUAUAUAAACUAAUUAGAACACGUAAAAAAUUAAUGUUAACGAGGUUAUAAAGCCUUAACGUAAAGUGUUACUGCAUUUGAUAUUUAGUUUAUAUAUUUGUUUUUUGGUGUUUUGCAUUUUCUUUUCUACAUUGCAUUUUUUUUUAAUUCAUUGAGAUUACAAUGUUUUUUGGUUCAUUUGUUUAGUAGUUUAUUUACUUUGAUUACUUGUUGGUUUGUUGGUUGGAGUUAGUUUUUAUAUAUGACUGUAAACUGAUUGGUUUUGUUUUGUUUUUUUUCCCUAAAAUAAAAAAACAAGGAAAACUCAUAUUUCAUCAGAGCAUUCUGGGUAAAUUAUGCUCACAGAGUCGUAACUGAAUUAAGCGCUGAUUUAAAAAAAAACAAAAUAAAUAAAUCAUACAAGA